AAAGCCACCAUGCCUCCCAUCCGCAACUACAUGGACCAUGAGUGGACCGACUUCGAGAUGCACACCAUGCUCUGCCUCAUCACAAAAGGUGUUCACCUCGAAGGUCAUGGCAAGGUCAAGAGAUCGGAAGAUCCCAACACAGCAAAGAGAAAUGCCUAUCUGACCUUCGCAACCACCCUCAACGACGCCCUCCAUGGUACCGACUAUGAGCACGAUAUCCACAAGAAGGAAGUUACGCGUAUGCUCAAUCACCUCGUUCUCAAGCAUAAGGCUAUUGUUGGCAAAGGGGGCUUGGCUGAGAGACAAUAUGGUGGUCGGGUUACCAGGGCUUUGAGGCUUGCUUGGCAGAGAAGUUUGGGCCAAAAUGCUGAGACCGGGAAGAACUACAUUGGGGUGCCUAGUUCUCUUGAUUUCGAUGGCAGUAUCUCGGAGUGGAACCAGUGGAGACGCAAGGCCGUUGAGAACAAACGCCGCGCUAGGUUGGGUUUGGCUCUGCUUGCGAGUGUUGAUGCUGAGCGGGAGCUUGCUGAGGAAAUUGAGAAACAGAACCAAGGUGGGCCCCUUGGCGAUGCUCGUGGUGGUCGGAAUCUGAAGCUCCCUGCGCGAAAAUGGCGUAGCCAGCAGCAAAAUACUUUGUCUGAUAAGUAUGUCAUCGAUGAAGCAGAUCAAGGAGACGCCCCCACCACGGCAAGCGACAAAACCGUCCAGACAAAGCUUGACUCGUUCAAUGUUCUCCCGGCCAAUGUCCGUUCCGCAGGCAAAUUCCAAUGGGCCAACCCUGAAGCACGCCAACAAGCCUUUCUUGGAGGUCUUCGUGGCGCUGCUGCUAUUGCAGCCUUCCAGAACGUUAGUGUGGAGUCUCCUCGAGGUUCAGGAGAUCAUCAUGGUCAGGGCAGCUCCUCCCGCAGCCGCUCGACCCGUGAGUCUUACGUCCCACCCAUCAACUCCCACUACUCCGGCUCUGGCCCCCAACAUGGCUCUGGCAUGUCUGCUCAUGCUCAAGGAACUUCCGAAUUCGCCCCAGGUCUCACCCAUGACUACUCUUCCUCUGAUGGUAUCGGUACAUUAACCAACACUUCUAUCAAAUCCAAUGGCCAUCAUCCUCGUCUCCAAUACUCUGGCGACAUGACCCCUCUCGAUCUCAAUGAUGGCCAUGCUAAUACCCUUGCCAAGGGACUUGGUCCUGUCGCUUCUUCCAACGAAGUUGCUGCAGAGCAGGUUUCCUCCACCGAGGUUGCUGGUGAGGGAGGCGAGGUUGAGAUGGGUGGUCUUGAGGAGGGACAAAUCUGGGCUGAUUUGGACUCUGCCAGAGGCUUCGCUUAUUGAUUUUCUUCUCUGCUUUGGGGAUGUUGACCCUUCCUUUGCCUCUUUCUCUCUCUCAAGUUAAUGAAUAAUGCGGUAUUUUACAACCCAUUGCAUUGCGCACGGCGUUAGUAGGACAAUGGAUGCGAAAUUACGAAUAAACGAUGCAUGAAGCAGCUUUACCUGCCUUAAGCAGGAAUGGGCGGCACCUUC
Molecule: messenger RNA, 1515 nt
Organism: Hyaloscypha bicolor E
Lineage: Eukaryota; Fungi; Ascomycota; Leotiomycetes; Helotiales; Hyaloscyphaceae
Exons: 3
Coding region: 10-1326 (438 amino acids)
Source: RefSeq, a predicted model, not a curated record